AUGCAACACAUUAAAACGAAUACAGCAUUAGUUGCUAUAGCCAGACAAAAUGCUCGCAGUUUACUUGGGGCAAAAAGUAAUUCCGUUUUAGCACACCACGCUGCUCCUGGUGGGUUUUCCAACAGAGGAAGUAAGGGCGCAAAUAGCGGAGCCAAAAUUCAUGGAACAAGGCUUGGAUCACCUUUCAGUAGUGCUUCUGGAGUUACAUUAAUCGAUAAGAAUCAUAGGAAGGCAGAAUUCAACACAAUAAAUUCCUUUAGAUCCUGCGGGGAAUCAUCUAAUUCAAAAUUUGUAAAAAACAGUGAGGUCAACAAUAACAAAUCAACUAGGCGUUAUAGCACUUCAGCAGCCACGACUCCGACGUCGUUUCAACAAAAUCCACCUGAAAUAUUUAACUCGCCAACCGUGACUGGAAACAGUGAAAGCUCAUUUCGGGAGCGUGGUCCCCGGAAUGAAGCAUUAAUCAUCAGGGAGUAUAAUGAUCAGCUAAUUCGCCUGAAGAGAAAAGGACUGCCAAGGGAGGUGGAAAAAUUUUUUGAAGAGAUGAAAAACGAUGGGGUACGACCAAAUACCUUUACCUACAACUUGAUUCUCGAUACCCUUGCGACAUUUCGAAAUGAGACCAACAAAUUGGAUAGGAUGAUGCAAUACUUUGACGAGAUGAUUAAGAAUGACGUGCAACCAAAUCUAUCAACGUACAACAUAGUUAUCAGAGCCUUAUGCAGGAGGGAAUACGAGACACAGAUAAAGAUGUACCAGUUGAAGAAAAGGUUGAACAUGGGAAAUGAGCAACGAGAUUCCCACACACAAAAAUCCAUCGAUAACCUCAAGGAAGAGAAAUGCAUAGAAACAGCAUACAGACUUUUCGUGCAAACAAAAGACAGGGAAGGAUACUUCUAUGAAAGUGAUUUGUGUGACAACAUGUUACGGUCACUUAGCCCGCACGGACGAAUAGAAGAAGGUUUAACCAUUUUUGAAUACAUGGAAAGUCGUAAGAUAGUGACCGGCUAUACAUUUGGAUAUCUGAUAGCAUUAUACAGUUAUGCAGGGGAUAUGAAUAGUGCGCUUGAAUGCUUUGAAGAGUACAAGAGAGUUGAAUCUGACUUGCCUCCGAAAUACGAACCGAUGGCCAUUUAUAAUCAACUAAUUUCAGCAUACCUACGGUGCGGUCAAGUGCCAGAGGCAGUCGAUGUGCUAGAAAAUCUUGUUCCAAUGUCAGGACUUAAGGCAGAUGAAUGGACUUAUUUCUAUCUCAUUAGAGAUUUAUGUGAUCAUGGGAACAUAGUGGAGGCACAACGUUGGUUUGACAAGAUGAAAACUUCGGAAGAUCUGCCAAAACCAUUCCUCUUGAUAUACGACACGUUACUAUUACAUUAUUCUGCGAUCGGGGAUUAUCCCAAUGCCACCAAAAUUUAUCAGGAAAUGCAAGAUUCAGACAUUACUCCAAAAUACACGGAGAUGGCUUGUUAUUUAUCCUUGACCCUUAAACAUGAUCCCGAUAGGUCAUUAGACCUCUUGGAUGACAUGUUCAAGUCUAGUCAAGUAACGGAUAAUGGACUGACAAAGGAAAUCAUCAAUCACUUUCUUGGCACAAAGAAACCAGCACAGGCUCUUACGGCCAUCAUCAAGAUUAUGGCACUUACAGAACGUCACAUUAGCGGACCUUCAAACCGAUCAAAUACUCAACCUCCAAAUCAUGAGGACACCAUGAUUUCCCUGUUCAACAAUCCGGAGGUUACUUUAAAGGAGGCGAUCGAUGCCAAGUUUGUGUUGUUCGAUAAUGGAUAUCGGCCAAUGGGCGCCAUAAGUAAUUUGCUGUUUGAAAGAUAUGAAAGGCUCAAGCAAGAAGGUCUUCUUGCAUCGCAAUUGAAGGAACUUGAGAAUCAUCAUAUUUAUUCGCUCUUUGACAAUGUUGUUUCAAUAUGGUACGGUGAUGAUCCAAAGAACAAGGCCGCCUUCAAGGAUCAUACCUUCGGUAUAUUACAGGAUUUACAGGACAAUGGAGUCACAUUACCCUAUAAAGCCUUUAUGAAAAUCUAUCAUCAUUUAUUGGAAAUUUCGGAUAAAGAAGGGGCCGAAAAGUGGAAACAGAUGUCUUCUAAAUCUUUAUCCAACACCAAAGAGCACGAAGAGCCAGCAUCGGAGAUCAAUCGAUCGUCGCAAAUUGCUCAGAUGUGUAAAACGCAUACUAUCGAUUCGAUCGCUUUGAUGAAAGAGAUUCGUCAAAUGCUCGACGAAGGGUUGCUUCCUACACCCGAAGUUGUGAGCCAGGCAAUUCGAAACCUGGGAAAGGGUAAAAUGCUCAGCGAAGCAGAGGAAUUAUACAAUCUCGCGCUUGAUUUCUUCCAAAAAUUAGAUCAAUCAGUUGGAUUCCAUGCUUUACAAUGGGCACGUAAUAGCAUGUUAAUCGCUUAUGCCUGCAAUUCCCGACUGGACGAUGCGUAUAGGCUAUACGACGAACUAUUUGAAAGUGGAUCCAAACCGGAUGCCAAUGCUUACGCAGAUCUAUUGGUUGCCGAAGGGGAUAGGGAUCCAGACGAGGCAGCCACGGCUUUAAAGUUGUAUGCCGAAAUAAAACAGUAUAACAUAAAACCGACCUUAUAUUUCUACAAUGUUUUAAUAAGCAAACUUGGGAAAGCACGCAAGUAUGACAUGGUGUGGGAAGCUUUCAAUGAGAUGAAGGCACGCAAGAUUCAACCAAACUCUAUAACCUAUGGAGCGUUGAUCACCGCCUGCACUCGAGUGAAAUCCGAAGAAAGAGCGCUUUUGGUGCUACAAGAGAUGGAGAAUUCAAAAUUCUUUCAACCGCGCAUUGGACCUUACAACACGAUGAUGCAAUUUUACACGUGGGAUUUACAAGAGAGGGAUAAGGCUCUUAAAUACUUUGAUGAAAUUCGGCGACAUCAAUUACAACCAUCCGAUCAUACAUACAAGUUACUUAUUGACGCGUACGCUACUAUCGAACCUUACGAUAUGCCAUCAGCGCUUAAUGUACUAGAACAGAUUAAACAAGAAGGCAAAACACCGCAGCCAACGCAUUAUGCAUCUAUAAUAUAUGCAUACGGACAUUGUCAGAAUGAUGUCGAGAGUGCCCUUCGAACGUUUAAUGAUAUGCAAACAGUUCAUGGCAUUCAUCCGGAUCAAAAUGCCUAUCAAGCAUUGUUUGAUGCUUUAAUUGCCAAUGAUCGUAUCGCGGAAGCCGAAGAAUACUACGAUGUUAUGAUAACAGAGGAUGUUGUAAAAUCCACGGCGUACAUUGAGAAUCUAUUCAUUAGGGGUUAUGGUCAAUUGGGUCAAUGGGAAAGAGCAGAAACUGUGUUUACCAAUAUGAAAGAUCUCGAUGACGACGGAAGCUAUCGCGGAGUACCUAGAGAGCCUAGCACUUACGAAGAGAUGGUUAAAGCAUAUGUAAUUAACGGACAGAUUGAAAAAGCCAAAGAAGUCGCGAGUAUAUUGGAAAAGAAGGAUUUCCCGGAAAUUGUUAAAAACAAUAUCGCGGACCUGCUACAUUAA
Acaulospora colombiana is the source of this 3513-nucleotide messenger RNA. NCBI's taxonomy places the organism in Eukaryota, Fungi, Glomeromycota, Glomeromycetes, Diversisporales, Acaulosporaceae. The record is from the annotation of a GenBank genome assembly.